GCAAGAACAUGGAUUUUGAUGAUACCAGAGGUGAUUCCCAAGAGCAGAAUUUAAAAUCGAAGGGUGUAGACAAGAUGCAAAUUCCCAGUGAUUUAACCAUCUCCAAAGAACAAGAAACAGAGACUGAGGUUUAUCGCAAUAGUGGAAAAUCUUCUGUAGACAGUGGCGUUGAAGAAGUAUGCAAAAGAAGUCGGGAUCCUCUUGAAGAUGAAGAAACACCUGAGUGUAAAAAGAAAAUGUGGCAUAAACUAUGGGAUCCAAUUGAAAUUCCUCCCAACCUAUCUAAAAGGCAGAGGAAAAAAGUACAUAAGAAAAGUGCUGUGGGAGACAAAAUGGAAACCGCAAAGAAGGGCAAAAGAAAGAGAAAAACUUAAACAAAAAAAGAAGGAAGCACGACUCAAAAAUGAAUCUUUGGGUCCAUCAAGAAAAAUGUUGAAGCAGUCUACAAUGGCACUAAGCAGCUGUAAAUUGAGAAUUGCAUUGGAUUUUUCUUUUGAUGACCUAAUGUCAGAAAAGGAUAUAGGUAAGUGUUUGAAGCAGCUAAAUCAUUGUUAUUGUAUGAAUCGAAGAGCACUAAAUCCUCUUCAGUUAUAUGUUACAAACUUCUGUGGGAAAUCUAAAGAAGAAAUGGCCCGUAGUACUGGCUACCAAAACUGGGAUGUUUAUUUUCAUGAAGAGAAUCAUAUAAAUAUUUUUGACAAGAAGGACUUGGUUUAUUUAACAAGUGAUUCCGAAAAUGUUUUGUCAAAGCUUGAUGAAACAAAAGUAUAUGUUAUUGGUGCUUUGGUGGAUCAUAACCAACACAAGGGUAGGACAUUGAGUGUGGCUAAUGAGCAAGAAAUCUCUCAUGCACAAUUACCCAUCAGGGAGUUCUUGGAGAUGACCACUCGCCAAGUGCUCACUAUAGACCAUGUUUUUGAAAUACUUAUCCUUGUUUCUGAAGGAGUCUCUUGGAAGGAAGCUUUUCUUAAAGUUAUUCCCCAGAGGAAGGGAGCUGUGGAAAGAACUGCAUAGUUUCUUCAAAAACAGCAGACACAUAAUAAAAAUUGGAAUCCUCCACAGCAGAAGAGGAGGAUGUGUUACUCCUUAUCAUGACGAAGUUACCCUUAGAAACAUCUAUAAUUUUGAGAUAUUUGUACUCUAGGGCUGAUCUGAAAAUCUGACAUGGUGAAAUGGACAGAUUGUAUGGACUAUUUGGAGUACUUAAUGAAGACCUCUUUGAAACAAAGGAAAUAGUGAUGUCAUCAGUUCCAGUUAUUUGGUUCUGCUUCAGUUCUGUAGUCUGUGUAAUCUAUUGGCACUUUAAUAUGUACAUAUCUAUUGGGUUACAUAUGUAUCCAAAUUACCGUAAUUCUAUCAAACUUGAUUGUUGAAUUUUAGCUCUAGUUCACUUUCCUUUUAUUGCAAUGUCUGGUAUCUGGCACUAUUUCAGACUUGACUCUUGGAACCUGGAGUCAUGUUCGUCUAAAGAGCCGAGGAAAGUUGGUGUCGAAGAAACUCAAAACAAACCUUUACAUCGUUUCUCUUGGUAUCAUCAGGUGUACUGAAUCAGAAUCAGAUUUUAUUCACCAUUAAAUAAUAUCUCUAUUACAAUAGGUUUUAUCAUUGGUACAUAAAACUACUAAUGAUAAAACUGUCAUGUCAAUGACAUGAUGAUUUACUGUGUCAUGUAAAUUCCUAAAUAAAUAAAGGUUUUUUUGAACUUGAACAUAAAAGUACUAAAACUAGUUUAAAAUAUCUAAACAAUCAGAAUUUAAAAAUCCAUCAGUAGUGUACAAGGCUUUAGAAAUAAGCCACUUAGAAAUAAUAAUUUUGAACUUAUUAAUGGGCUGUUUCCUAACUAACAUUAUUAACUUAUUAAACAUCUUAAACUGUUGGUAGCUAAAGCUCUUAUGGCUUUUAUCAAGUCAUAUUCUAGGCAAGACCAAGUUAGACUUAUACCUAGUGUCAUAUUCAUGUAUUGAACUCUGACUGUCAAAUUUAAUUAUAUUUUCUCUAAUAUAAAUUAAAUUGUUAUAAAUAUAUAGAGAAGCAAGGGUAUAAUAUUCAAGUUUGUGAAACUGACUCGACAAGAAUCACUAUAACCAAGUCGAGCUAUAAUUCUUACUGCCUUUUUCUGCCAUAGAAAGACUUUUUUGCAGUACUUGAACUAUCCCCAUAGUAUUAUUCCAUAAUUCAAAUGAGUAUUAAAAAGGCCAAAAUAUGUCAUUAACAGUACGUCUCGCCUUACAGUAGGUCUUAACUUACGCAACUGGUAGUUUAUUCUUGCUAAUUUCUUUUCAAAUAUUAUUUAUAUGUACAUCCCACUUUAAUGUGGUGUCAAUAUGUAUACCUAAAAGUUUAUACAAUUAUAAAAGGAAGGUGAACUGGAGAUAAAUUCAACAUUAAAAUUUAAUGAACCAUUCCUACCAUAGCUAGGUUAUGUGUAUAAAACUAUUAUAAAUGUACUGUAUACGAUAUGAGGUUGAGUGGUAGAGAGGGCUUGAUAGCUCUAACCCCGCCUCUUUAACCCUGGAGAGGGUGCGUCACUGAUCCACAUGUACUAGGUUGCGUGGUGUACAAAAGACCGCACUAUGUAAUUGCUGUCUUUAAAUCAAUAUAAUUGAUUAAAUACUGCUUUAUAUACAAUUCUUAUUGAUUAAAAGGCUUUGGGAAUAGAAUAAUUUUACUGAAAAUGUGUUCAACUGUAAAAAAUAUCAUUUAAUAUUUUUAUAUACUACAAAACAAAAUUGUUUUAAUAAAAGUCUUUAGUAUAAAUGAGGAGAUAUAACGUGUAGCUUUAAAUAAACAUUUCUACAAAACAAAAUAUGUAAUUUAAAAAGAAAGUAGACUAAAAAAAAAACACUUUUUUAACAAACAUAAAAACCUAAUAACUAACCGUAGGGUUUAAUAAUUGAAUACAAAAUCAAAAAUUUAAAAAAACGUACAAACUGCUACGGUAAACAAUUGUUCGCUCAAACUUUUUACUCUCUUCACUCAUCAUCAUCUGUAUCACUGACAUCCCCUUCUGCAGCGGCACAUGUAACACAAGCAAAGGAUGUGUGUUCCCGGCAGAUGAAGCGUUGACAUUGAGGGCACCUCGUGCGACUUUCGGUUUUUGGCUCUUGGACAAAGAACACACCUUCCAGUUUCCCUGAUCUUCUUCUACCACUGGACUGGUUGGCCACACAGUUGCUGGAUCCUUUUCCAUAGUAACACAGGCGAUUCCUGCCCUUUUUAUCAUUUGAGGGUUACAUAAAUCUUUUCCCAGAGAUUUGAUGAAGUUUCUUCUGUCACCUGCGUCCUCAACGUUACUCCUCAAUAUCACAAAACUGUUGAUGCCAGAUAUGUUCAGCAUGGAGAAGAACACAGUCAAUGGCCAUAGGUUGCUUUUUCUGGAAACAGAGUAGGCUGCUUUCAUUUGAUCCACAGUGUCAACCCCUCCUUUGCAUUUGUUGUAGCUGGUUAACAUAAUCGGUUUUUGUUUGUCACCAGUCUCCUCGUCUAUAGUGUCAUUAUGAUGAAAUGUUGAGAGAAGUAACACAACUUUAUUGGACCUAGGCACAUAUGACAGUAAUGUCAUGUCACUUUGGUAGGCAAACAAACUUGAGUUUACCUUCCUUAUUUUACUCUCUAUAAAACAUGGGGGUAUCUCACGUUUUUUUUUUUUUUUUUUCAAUGUGCAUACUGAAGUAAGACGGUGGUUUUGCAAAAGUUCUCUUGCCAGAGGUAUUGAUCCGUACCAGUUAUCCAUUGUCACAUGGCGUCCGGUCCCUGAAAUCGGAGCUAUCAACCGAAUAGCUACAUCUUUUGAUGAGUUGCUGUGCCUGUAUGGUCCUGGUGGUUGUCUCCAAAUUGGCAGUGUAAUAUGUCCUUGCAUCACACAGUCCAAAUAUCUUGAUGCCAUAACAAGCAGGCUUGUUUGGUAAGUACCGUCUAAACGAACAUUUACCACGAAAUGCCUCGAGCAUUUCAUCAACCGUUACAAAAGCACUCAGUGCAUAAUGUGCUUGGCAUUUAUUGACAAAUUCCUCAAAUACGUCACGUAUUGGUGCAAGAUUGUCUAGAGCUUUAUGCUGUCUUCUGGAUCUAAUGUCAUCAAAUCUUAAUGCUCUCAACAAAAACUUAAAGCGCUUCAAGGACAUGGCUGACCUAAAAUACUCAAUGCCAAGACCGUCUGUUGACCAUAAAUCUUCUAGUUUUGUGUGAGAAGACCUUAACAUUCCAGCCAGGUACAAAAGGCCAAGUACAGUGUGAAUUUCGUCACAGUCUGUUGACUUUGCGUCUCUCUCACUCUGAGAAAGUUUUGUCUAUUUUUUCAAUCCAAAUGUUUGUAAAAUUUACAAUUUUAUCCAAAAAUUCGUCAGAAAAAAAGAGUUUCCAACAUUCAAUAGGUGAAGUUUUUGUAUUGGCAUCACCUCUUGGAGAAGGUAAUCAUACGCCAAGUCUCUCACCUCGUAAAAUGUUGUAUCGCCGUACUCUGCCUCGUAAAUUCUCAGUGUUCAUAUGGGUAUCCCAUCUCGUUACGUUGUCCUUGCCAAGAAUAUAGUUCUCUCCUCUUCUUACAUGAUCUUGAACAUUGAAAUCUUCUUCAUGGUCUGCCAAGUCAUCAAGCGAAACUUCUGAAUUUGUGUCUGUAAUUCUCUUCAUCUUCCGAUUGUUCCGAUCCUUCUCUCUCAAUUGGAUUUUCAUCAAUUGUUUCUAUGGUAUUCAAUUGUUCAGCAUCCGGAAACAACUGUCUUUGUAAACGCUCUCUCUCUGCAUCUGCGGCACGAGCUUCUUCUAUUUCCUCCCUUUCCACACUUUGCAUCAAUUGCAGUAAAGAUCUUUCUUUGUCAUCCAUCACACACACACACAAUAUUACUCUAAUAUAAUAAAAUAACUUUUAAAAAUGAACACCGAUAUUGCAUAACCUAAUCAGUCACGUGGUGUACAAUAGUCCGCACAACAGUUCACACUAGAGGGCGCGUGGUGUACAAAAGACCGCACCACUUUGAAAUAGUUCUACACUGCCUUGUGUCCUUGACGAAACUGGCUGAGAACAAUGGUACGUGGGGAGGGAGAGGUGGGGAUAGAUGUGCUAGUGGGAGGAGAAUUGCGGGUUACGGGGUUUCUUUUAUAAACAAUAACGUUUCUCCUGCGGAAGUUUGUACACCACACGCCCUCUCCAGGGUUAAUAAAGGUAUUUUCAUUUCAUUUAAUAUUUAUAAAAUAACUAAGUAAGUGUAAAUUUACGUAACUGAAUUUUGUAAUAGCCUAUCCUGUAAUUGUAUAAAUUCUAUAAAAACAUGAAUAAAUUUAUUUUGAAUUUGAA
Molecule: messenger RNA, 5293 nt
Organism: Homalodisca vitripennis (glassy-winged sharpshooter)
Lineage: Eukaryota; Metazoa; Arthropoda; Insecta; Hemiptera; Cicadellidae
Product: tRNA methyltransferase 10 homolog A
Exons: 7
Coding region: 208-1014 (268 amino acids)
Biological process (GO): tRNA N1-guanine methylation
Cellular component (GO): nucleoplasm; nucleus
Molecular function (GO): tRNA binding
Source: RefSeq, a predicted model, not a curated record